GUGCGCAUGGACGGGUGGCCGCAGCCGACAAGUGCGGGGCCGGGCAGUUGGCGUCGCCUGGUGGUCGAGUUUGUGGGGGAGGCAUUCGUACACGAACGUUUGGUGAUUAGGGCCGACCCGAACGGCGGCUCAGCCUGGAUUGCGACGCCUGAUCAGGAUGAGUACGAGGAGGACUACCGUCAUGAUCCCGACAUCGUCGGGGUUACCUUCACGAAUGCUGCAUGCGGCAACAUGAAGAUCUCGGACGAGGCGGUGAUCGCGCCCACGGGCCCGCUCGCGAGCGUGAAGGCGGUGUCGGCCCGCACGCUGCCGUCGGGGAUCACUGUGGCUGUCUUCUUGGAGUGGGUGCCGAUGCAGAAGUCUGCCAGCUUCAGGGAUGACAAGAUUGAUCUCUACGCGUCGGAGGUGAGUGAACGUCGCAUUAUGAAGCCCUGUUUCGAGUCGGUGGACGAGUGCAAGCUGGUCUGCGAGGUUCUGAAGGUGUUGCAGCGCAUCGAUCGGUGUAACCUGCCGAACACGGUAGGGGUCGAGCUGCUGGUGAGGCGCAAGAGUGUGCUGGAGGAAGCGCACGCCUCGUCCCCCAGCAACCCGGACUACAGCGCAGCCAACAUCAUGAUGGACUGGGCCGAGACACUCAUGAGCUACACCGCUAACAGGCUGAAGGACAAGGCGGCGAUCUUAAAGGAAGAGAGGAAGGCAGUCGAUGAGUCCAUGCUCGGGGGAAAGAGUCAGCCCCCGAAGGACAAGGACAAGGGCACCAAGGACUAG
Messenger RNA from Prorocentrum cordatum, 768 nucleotides. The record is from the annotation of a GenBank genome assembly. Lineage: Eukaryota; Dinophyceae; Prorocentrales; Prorocentraceae.